AGUGCAAGGAUACGAGCCGACGUCGUGUCAUUCGCUGCCAGGCUUCGGUCCGGUGAACAAGUGAUUUGUUUUAAGCACUAUUUUUCCGACCCCCAUCUGUACAUACAUAGUUUAUUGCGCAAAGUUUAAGUAUUUUAUUCGGUUCAUAAAGUGUUUAGUGUUCAUGAGAUAAAGUGGACGCCUGGCUGUUUAGUGGAUAGACAGCAUAAAGUUCGAAGAUUGAAACACGUGGAAGGAAUAGUGUGCGCGUGUGAGUGGGACAUGCUAGUAUGGCUUCAUCACAGAUCCAAGUUCGCCCACCAAUGGGACUCCUGACGACGGUGGCCGAUCUGCCGCCAAGCUUCAAGGCGCAAUAUGUUCCCACCAUCACUGUCGCCGCCAUCGCUAAGCUCACCGGCGAGUCGCCGCUCGAUUUGACGGUGAAGCAGUGCUUCGGGGGUGCGAUUACCCCGCCUUUGACGCCGUCGCCGCUGAAGAAACGCUAUCGCGAUGAGAACGACGAGAACCGCGAUGGAAAUCGGACCAAACAGAUUAAGAUUGAACCGGAGACAGUGCCGGAAAAGAGGGAAGCCACACCAGUGAAACCGGUUAAAAUCGCCGGCGCGGCUCCCAAGAGUUCAAAGAACCCUCCUCCGGUGGUUCCAAUUUCGAAGGAGCGUCGAACGAAGGCAGCCAGAAAGCUUAAGUUCGACGAAGAAACAACAUCGCCAGUGUCCGGUACGAUUAUCAUUUCGCUAGAAGAAGCCAUUAACGGCGACAUGCCUCGUGAGUCCGGUGACAUUGAUCCCCAGUUCAAUUUGGUGGAAAUAUCGGACGAAGUGCGUGCCGAGUUGGCUACCAUUCCGAACGUGAUAGGUGCCUACAAUUGCAAGUUGUGUCGGCUGGAGUUUGAGGAUGCUUUCGGUCUUGCCCAGCAUCGUUGUGCGUGUAUAGUUCUUCUGGAAUAUCGUUGCCCGGAGUGUAGCAAGCGAUUCAAUUGCCCGGCAAAUUUGGCGUCACAUCGUCGCUGGCACAAGCCCCGAGAUCAAGUUGCCAAAAAGGGCGAUGGAGACAAGGCUGACGAUUCGGAAUGCAAAUAUCGGUGUGAGCAGUGUAACAAGACCUUCAAGCGUCCGGCGUAUCUGAAGAAGCACCAGCUGACACACAACAAGGCUAAAAAUAAAUCCAAACAUAAUCAAUCAAGUGCCGAAACCGAAACAAACGCAACAAUCAUUACAGCAUCCGCCUGCUACCGGAGCAGUUCGGGUGAAGAGUCCAAUCAUUCCGCCAACAGUAGCAACACGGUUUACGUGAACCACAUGACCGAAGUACCACAAUCUGUGUUCACCGUAGUGGCCAGUGAGCCUCCGCUGCAACCAGAGCUAGUUCAUCAUAAUUACCACAUUGCUGCCAGCUGCCACGGUGGAAUGUCUCGAACAACCACCGAGCCUAGCGACGACGACAACGACGAUGAGGACGAUGACUACGAGGAGCGUGCCUUGGUGAUCAACGAGGACUACCAGGUGGACCAGGACAUGGAGGAGCAGAUUCGGUCGGCCUAUUGCGACCGCUUUACCGAGGAGGAGAACAUUGCGGCGGCAGCGCUGGCCCAUCUACGCAAUGGACCAUCGGUAAUCCGCCACACGACCGCGUUGGUCGUUUAGGUCUAGGAGAGGAACCUUUAUACUCGUAAGUUGCCUAAAAACAGUAGUUGCUUAAGUACUAUCAUUAUCAUUAUUGUAUCGUGGAAAAUGGGGGGCCCAAACAAUCAAUGGGGGGAAACAAGUGGUGGUGUUCUACUCCGAAAUUCGCUUCGCAUUCGUGUUAGGGGCUAUAAUUUAUUUAUUAUUGUACAUUUCGCGAACCACAAAUCAGCAUCACACCAAAUGAAAACUUGCAACCAAGAGCAGAAGACUGUGUGUACAUAGCUUUAUAGGGAAUAAGACUGUGGAGCCAAGCUCUGUAUUUAUGAUAAUUUUUUACAUUAGAUUUUAGGGCACCAGGAGAUGGAAGAUUCUGUGUUUUAUUAUGCAUUCGCGUGUGCUUUUUUUACGUGUCGACUAUUUGUGAACUUUUCAGGACAUUGCAGUGCACAUAAAAACAAAAACAAUUAUAAAAAAAAACAUUGCAGACAAAUUUCUGCUCUUUACAGCAUAAAAUUAUUGUGGCAAAUUAUAUUCGGAUUAUUUUUUCUAAAUCGUGACUGAAUGGUAAUAAAAUUCUACUACUCGUUAGUGCAAGUGAAUACUUUCUAAAAUUAUGUUAGCGAUUGUAUUUCUUUCAAGCAUAUUUGGUGAUUUUUCUUUAUGCUUGGGAACCGAUUUAUAACGGCAUGAUUGAAAUUUCUACGCUUUCACACUCAUUCAAUUUGAAAACAAAUACGUCAUCCAUUGAUUCUGUUAUUUUAUAAAUCAUGAGUGCUAAUUUUAAGCAAAAAUAUGCAGAAAUAUAGAAACAAAAUUCAAACCAAGCAGUAGGAAAGAUCUCCCUACAUAUACUCAUCACGUCCAACUUUCAGAUAUAACAAAAAAAAACACUUUUGUCAUUUUACGGUAUAUCAUUAGAGCUUUUCAUAAAUUUCUAAAAUUUUGGAAUUCGGACAUCUUAACUCUUGUGCAAAGUCAAGCUUUUAUUCAAAUAAUCAUCCGAAUUGACAAAAAUUCGAGCUACCACAAAUCAAACCUGUAGUAUUUUUUUUUUAUAAGUGAUUAUGUUUGAAGCACUUUUUAACUAAAUUACUUCCGACAAUAGGUUGGAGUACCCUCUUCAAAACAUGAUCAUUUUUGAAGUCUGCAACUUUGCCAAAUGCGUCUGAUUUCAAUAAAUAGGACCUUAUUCAAUAAACCAAACAUACGAUUUACAAGUUUUUUUUAAACAUUUGUAUGAAAACUAUGACUUAAGUUGCAUGAUUUUCAAAAUUUUUAAUUAAAACUGAAGAUAGUGUUGUUGGAAUUUGGGUUGACCGAAUUUUAAGAUGGAAGCAGUAGAUAAACUUUUUUGUACUAGCUUUCAACUGUUUUUCACAUAACUCAUAAGAACAAUCUAGAAAAAAAAAGUUAUUUCAUAUUGAGAUUUAGAGGUGGCCGUGGCGCAAACGCUUUUGAGUGCCAUAACUUUUUUCAAUUUUCAACCGAUUUUCAAUCUUUUUUUUCUGAAUCUCUCUCAAAUUUAUUUUAGAAUUAACUUGUAGAACAUUAUGUACAUUUUUUCCAUUUUUACCUUUUUUCUUCUUUUUACGAAAACAAAAAAACUUAAGGACCCGAUAACUUUAUAGAGCGAUUCCAAGCAACAGCAUCAAAAUUAAGGAAAUUUUUUAAUUCAUGAUUUUCUAUUGAACUGAAACUUUGCACAGUUUUUCAGUUCCAUCUAAAUCGCCAUUUUUCGAUAUCAAAUUUUUAUUUUGAAUCACGACUAACUUUUCGAAAGGGUGUAUGUGAAAAUGGUUCAAUAAUAUUCAAAAAUCUGUACAGCCAAAAUGGUUCGUUCGAUUGCUAUGAAUUUUUCAGCAAAGUUAGAUAACUAAAUGGUGAUUCCUAUGAAAAUAUACACUGUGAAAAAAACAUCUUUUUUAACAUUAAAAAUAUCAUUUUUGUCACAAAAACUCAAAUAUCUCAAAACCCUAUCUUUUUACCAACGCAAUUUUUUUAGGGAAGACGGUCCAUUGUAUUAGCAAUCUACCAUAAAAAUUUGGUGAUGGUAAACUAAUAAACAAAAAAGUUAUAACAUUUCAAACAUUUCACAAUUUUCACAUUUGGUAAAUAUUUUUUUCUGUGUAAAUUAUUUCGGUCAGAAAUCGCAGUUUGAUGCUGAUUUUAUUGUUCAGCAAAGUUAGAUAACUAAAUGGUGAUUCCUAAGAAAAUAUACACUGUGAAAAAAAAAUCUUUUUUAACAUUAAAAAAUAUCAUUUUUGUAACAAAAACUCAAAUAUUUCAAAACCCUAUCUUUUUACCAACACAAUUUUUUUAGGGAAAACGGUCCAUUGUAUUAGCAAUCUACCAUAAAAAUUUGGUGAUGAUAAACUAAUAAACAAAAAAGUUAUGCCAAUUCAAACAUUUCACAAUUUUCAGAUUUAAUAAUAAUUUUUUUUAGUGUAAAUUAGGCUAAUACAAAUUUCGAUUUUCUCUUAUGUCACCGCCCCCUCGGAAAAUUUUGGUCGGAAUUCAACAUUUUGAGGGGGGCACAAAUAAAAUGUUCAAGAAAAUCAACAAAUUUAAGGUGUAAUUCGAGUUCCACAGAAACUUUCUUAAUAAAUCCGAUGAGUUUAUCUAUGUUGCCUAAUUGUUUGGAUAUUUUUCCAUCGAAUACAUUUAUUAUUUAUCAUCCUCCCCCUUAACGAGUCAACGAGCGCUGUGACAAAAGAAGAAAAUGAGAUUUGUUCCUGCCUUUAUUUCGGCCGGAAAUCGCAGCUUGAUGCUGAUUUUAUUGUUAAUGGCCUUGCGUGAGUAAAACAAGCUGUUUUUAUUAUGUAUUAUGUAUAUUAUAUGUACAGUAAUGUUCCGAUUUUAUCACGCCCUCCGCGCAUUAGUCGUUUAUUCAUUAUUUGCUGUUACAUUUGAGGACAAGUGUUUUCUCUCUUCUUCAAAAUGAAUGUUGAAAGCGUGUUUUGCAACGUUAAAAAUAUUGAAAUGGGUAUAGAUGUUGAAGUAUAUAUCAAAGCAUUUUUGAAAAGGGGCGUGAUUAAUUGUUUAAACUGAUGUCGCUGAUGGUACGGUGACAUGACUCUCUGCACUUAGCACUUCUGGCAAUUGGGUUUUUAAAUUAAGAAAAAUGUAUUGAUUUUUCGAUUUCAUACGAAAGAGCAUCUUUUUCUGAGCCACUAUGAUUUUUUUCAGAUUUUUAGAACUUUAUUCUGAUGCCUUAAAUCAAUUUCAAAGAUAGUUUUUGAAAUCACCUCUUGACAGCUGAGCAACUGCUUGACAGCUCAGCCCAAUACAAAAUGCGACGAGGGGUGAUCCGACAAAUGGCUCCCAUACAAAUUUCAAAUUGAUUUUUAAAUAGGUUCCCGGGCACCAAAAUUCAUGAAAAUUUGGAUUUCGGCUCAGUUUGGCAUGCAGAUUCCGAAUAUGGAAUUAUCUCAACACCGCUAAAGAAGCCAAUUUCUCAGUUGUUGUCGUUUUCGAACUUCCUACGCCCUGCUUUACCGAUGAUAUACAGAUGGCUCGUUUGUCAAAGUCUAGACGACAGGACGUGCAAAUGCGUAAAUUUGGAUUCAAUUUGGGCAUAACCAGUCUCUUUCAGAUUAUCUAUGGUGCUUUCGGUGAGAUUUCGUAACUCCUUUGAUCAUUUUUUUUUUUCAUCAAACGGUCUACAAGAGAGAGUUGAGUUGAAGACCUUUGAGAAAGCGACUGUUCAUGUUGUUCGUUAGAUUAUAAUAAACAAAAUCACUUAUUAGUUUUUACUGACUAGUUUGGUGUUGUUUGCUUGGCUGAAGAAAAAAUUUACUAUUUAAUAUCCAUAGCGGUAGUAUUUUUUUUUUGCUUUUUCGUGAGCAUUGUCAUGGUAUGUAUACAGACAAACAAACGUAACACUGACGAAAUUUUCAUUGACCACGCCUUUAACGAUCAUUUUGAAUCUUGGUUGUGGCUUUCAUAACCAGAAGAGUGCCCAUCAUUUUUCUUUGCGUUUGACGUUUCACACUAGCGCCUUCUGAUGACGAUAUUGCACAUCGCAGUAUUUCGUGAAACAUUUCCACCAGGUGGGGGUAGUGUGAACUGGGCGAUGGAUUUUCACGUGGUAGGUAACUCUCAUGCAUUUGUUGUUGUUGAAGUUACUCGCAUUCUUCCGAUCAUAAGGUCUGUUCUCUAAGAGGUAUUUUUUUGAAGAUAAACUAGACGUAUACGCGUAUAUAAAACUUUUAUUAUACAGCUUUUGUCUUAAAAAUAAGUUUAAUUCCAUUUUUCUUAUAAUCAACAGCUUUUCAACACUAUCAAGGGAUUUUUUCACCAGUCACGUACAAUAAAAAGUAUGACACUCUCAAUAUUUUUGAUCAAAACACUGGAUCGCGUCUAAGUUUCAAAUAGAUACUAUAGAAAUUAUGAAUAAUCAAACAAAAGUAUCAUGAAAACAACUUGUUUAAUUCAGGCGGUAGCCUUUACAAUAAAAUCAGCAUCAAAAAAUAAUUCUCAAAAUAAUUUACACAGAAAAAAAAAUUUUUUUGUUACUAAAUGUAAAAAUUGUGAAAUGUUUGAAAUGUCAUAACUUUUUUGUUUAUCAGUUUACCAUCACCAAAAUUUUAUGGUAGAUAGCUGAUAUAAAGGGCCAUUUCCCCUAAAAAAUUAACGUUGGUAAAAAGAUAGGGUUUUGAGAUAUUUGAGUUUUUGUGACAAAAAUCAUAUUUUUUUUAAGUAAAAAAAUAAAUUUUUUACAGUGUAUAUUUUCUAAGGAAUCAUCAUUUAGUUAUCUAACUUUGCUGAAAAAUUCAUAACAAUCGAAAAAUCCGUUUUUGCUGUACAGCUUUUAGAAUAUUUUUGAGCUGUUUUAGCAUACACCCUUCUGAAAAGUUAGUCGUGAGUGAAUAUGAAGGUUUGAUAUCGAAAAAUGACGAUUUAGAUGAAAUUGAAAAACUGUGCAAAGUUUCAGAUAUUUUUGAAAUGGUCGCUCAGGAUCGACUGACAUGACUCCGUGGAAUUCCUCUAUAACUUUAGAACCGCUUGACCAAUUUCAAAUCUUUUAGCGUACUGUCGUAGUUUUUUAGGCCGUUACUAAUAUUUAUUUCACUUUUUGUCCCACCACUCAUUGGCUGGUCGAAGAGGAAGGGGUAAAAAUAAAAAGCAUUUAAUUUGAAAAAUACUAAAAACUCAUUUGUUAAAGAAUUUUCUCCAAAGCCCGAUAUUUCCAUAAAUAUUUUUAUUUGCUCCUCAAAAUGCAAAAUCCAGCAAAAAAGUCAAUAUUAAAUUUAUAUCAGCCUUAUUGACUAAAUAUGUCCUGAACAAAUUAUUCGUGGUUAAAGUAUUUAUUUUUAUGAUACUUUAUACCAAAAACUGCCAAAACACGCCUUAAAAUUUUAUUUUUACAUGUAAUUUAGGACAAUUUUUGGCAGAUUUUACUUGGAACACUCUAAAAAUUUAAGUAAUGCUUCCAUAUGAUCAUUUAGAAUAUAUUUAAGUUCAAAACUAUGCAUGAAAACAAUCAAAAUCUUGCCGAAAUUCUCAUUUUUCUUGUAAAAUAUGUGUUUCUGAACAUUUUUUUUUUAAUAUUUAUCCAUGUUGUAACCAUUUUUAAAGGUACAGUUUACUCACAACAUUCCUAGGCAGCAAAGCAUGCUAAAAGAUUGAAAUCGGUCGAGCGGUUCAAAAGUUAUCGGGCCCUAAAGUGUUUUUUUUUGUAACGAGGAGAAAAAAGUAAAAAUAACCCAUUAAACCUCAUAUUUUGCGUGACUUUGGAAAAAAAAUGUUUUACCAGUUGACUCAAAAAUUAACUUGAAAAAAAAAACAAAAAAAAUAAAUAUAUAAAAAUAGAAGAAAACAAUAAAAUAUAAAAGAGAGAGAUUCAUAAAAAGAAAACCGGUUUAAAAUUGAAAAGGUUAUGGCACUUAAAGUAAAAGCACCUUUUUAUUACUCGAAAUUUCAACUUUCAGGCGUUUGUGCCAGCUGUAAAUCUCAAUAUUUUUAGUUCAUUUGAAUUCAAAAGAGCUUACGUACAGGUUUCAACAACUUUUCAAAAAUAAGCUGCAGCCUACUGUGCAGCAUAAUUAUCUUUAAAUUUCUUCCUUUAGUAUGAGCUUGUAGGGGUGGUGGGGGUAAAGUGGACAACCUAAGCAUUUUGGUCGUUUCCCACGGAAAUGAACAAGUCGUUAAAAGUUAUAUAACAGCAAAUUGUUGCUAUGUUUUUAAAUACAAACUAUCAAAUUUCAUACGAUACCUUUAUUUUGUUGUUUUCAAACUUUUAAAACAAACUUUGAAACACACUUAAAUAAUUAUUGUAAAAAUAGUGUAAAAAAUAAGCACUGUUUUGGAUGAAAAUUAUAUUUUGUUGAUACAAUAUAUUUUUUUAUAACUUUUUACUUCAACUAUCUCACGAUAGGUAUGACGGCUGAUGAUUCUGAAGUUUGCAAAAAGAAAAAUGAAAUUUUGGUGAAAUUUGAACCAAUUGUCCAUUUUACCCCCACGGUCUGAUUGUGUUAAAAACAAUUUCAAAACUUUUUUUUAUCUAAAACUUAUUUUUUUUUUGGUCAAAUAUAUUCUUCUACGUGGACUUUAUUGGUUUAGGGUGUAAAACUUGUAAUAAUUUGAAAAUAAUUUACGAGAAAACUUUAGCAAUUAUAAGCAGAUUUUACAUCAUUUCCAAUUUUUCACGUGAUUUUUAAAGUUUUUGUCAUCUUGAAGAGGUUUAUUUGAUUUUAAUGUUCAAGAUUAGCAAAAGUAUAAUGAUUCAUGCUUAGGCAUAAGCUUCAAUCGUUAAAACAUUUUGAAAGCAAUAAAAGCCAUGAAACUGUACCCUGUCUAUUUUACCCCACCUGUCCACUUUACCCCCACCACCCCUAGAUCAUAUUUUUCUUCUUUUUACUCAGAUUUUUAAAUUUACCGAACCGCAAUUUUUCAUCUGCACAACCAGUUAUAAAUAUUUUAGCAUAAAUACUUACCAAAAAAUGUUUAUGCUAAUACUUACUUACCAAAAAAUGUUUAUGCUAAUAUUGUAAUCUUUUUAUGCUUCUUUAAAUUGUUUCGAAAAUACUAACAAUCAAGUUUUCUGCUAAAUUGUAAUUGUUUUUGUGAAUAAUUUCAAGAAUAAAUUUACACACUUAUUCUAAAAAACAUAGAAAUUUUUAAGUGAAUGUAGUCCACCCAAAACUCUAUCAAAAAAAUGUUAAUUUAACCUUGAAAACCGAUUUGAGGCAGUGUUUAUACUAUGUUUUAGAUUACAAUGAUGAUGAAUGCUGGAAUGAAGCUAUUGUUUAGCACUUUUCCAGACAGCAGAUUUUUCCUUGAAGGUAUGCUAAAGAAUUUGAAAGUAUUUUAGCAGAUCAUAAGUUAUAGCGAAGUUUAAAUUUUGAGU
This is a messenger RNA of Aedes albopictus (Asian tiger mosquito), 8973 nucleotides long. It is a transcript of the gene nerfin-1, whose product is annotated as zinc finger and BTB domain-containing protein 17. Gene Ontology annotation, molecular function: RNA polymerase II cis-regulatory region sequence-specific DNA binding; DNA-binding transcription repressor activity, RNA polymerase II-specific. NCBI's taxonomy places the organism in Eukaryota, Metazoa, Arthropoda, Insecta, Diptera, Culicidae. Gene Ontology annotation, biological process: negative regulation of transcription by RNA polymerase II; regulation of cell cycle process; neuron differentiation. The transcript has a single exon. The record is from RefSeq and is a predicted model, not a curated record. Gene Ontology annotation, cellular component: nucleus; transcription repressor complex. The coding region runs from base 270 to 1643 and encodes 457 amino acids.